This is a messenger RNA of Arachis stenosperma, 1924 nucleotides long. Its product is annotated as hydroxyisourate hydrolase-like. The record is from RefSeq and is a predicted model, not a curated record. Gene Ontology annotation, molecular function: beta-glucosidase activity. The coding region runs from base 147 to 1715 and encodes 522 amino acids. Gene Ontology annotation, biological process: carbohydrate metabolic process. The transcript has 13 exons. Lineage: Eukaryota; Viridiplantae; Streptophyta; Magnoliopsida; Fabales; Fabaceae.
UAAAUGUUGACUUUUUCAUGUACACUUUGGUACUUAUAUAUGUAUAUGAAUGCAGGGAAUGAAUGCCAAUAUAUGAGGCCAGGACACCAACUACAUGAUCAAAGAAAAAACUAGGAAUCAAAGAUUUAAUAAUUUAGUUGGUGAAGAUGAUGGAGAACAAUAAAGAGCCUUUGAGCCUUAUUAUUAUUAUUAUUGGUUUUAUGGUUCUUCUAAACUUGGUUUUGGGAGUUGAUAGUGCUGAAAAGUUCAGAAUCACAAGACAUGACUUCCCAAAUGAUUUUGUCUUUGGUUCUGGAACAUCUGCUUACCAGUGGGAAGGAGCUGUUGAUGAAGAUGGAAGAACUCCCAGUGUUUGGGAUACUUAUGCUCAUGAUGGGUAUGUGCAUGGUGGACAAAAUGGAGAUGUAGCUUGUGAUGGAUACCACAAAUAUAAGGAAGAUGUGAAGCUCAUGGUGGAAUCAGGCCUUGAAGCCUAUAGAUUCUCCAUUUCUUGGUCAAGAUUGAUUCCAAAUGGUAGAGGACCUGUCAAUCCCAAGGCACUAGAGUUCUACAACAAUCUCAUCAAUGAGCUCAUCAACAAUGGAAUCCAACCACAUGUGACUCUACACAACUUUGAUUUUCCACAGGCUCUUGAAGAUGAAUAUGGAGGAUGGAUUAGCCGUAAAAUCAUAAGAGACUUCACAAACUAUGCAGAUGUGUGUUUUAGAGAGUUUGGUGACAGGGUCUCUUACUGGAUUACUAUCAAUGAGCCAAAUGUGUUUUCCCUGGGUGGUUAUGAUCAGGGAAACGGUCCACCGCGUCAUUGUUCUCCUCCAUUUUGUAGUAACAAAAGCAAACGUGGCAACUCAACAACUGAACCCUACUUGGCACUUCACCAUAUUUUGUUAGCACAUUCUUCAGCUGUAAGAUUGUAUAGGACAAAAUAUAAGGAGAAACAAAAUGGAUUUGUUGGCAUCUCUGUGUACUCAUUUGGGUUCUUCCCCAAUACAACUACUGAAAAAGACAUACUAGCAGCACAAAGAGCCCGUGAUUUUUUUGUUGGUUGGGUGAUGGAGCCCUUGCUGCAUGGAGACUAUCCCACUUCCAUGAAGAAAAUUGCAGGCACAAGAAUUCCAACCUUCACAGAUCGUGAAUCAAAACUAGUUAAGGGUUCAUAUGACUUCAUAGGUUUAAUUCACUACACAAAUCUUAAUAUCACAGAUAAUUCCUUGGUUCUGGAGAGCAAUCUGAGAGAUUUCAGUGCAGAUAUGGCCGUGCUUAUGCAUGGAUCUGAUUUGUUUGCAAAUGCUGAGUACCCUAUUGAACCAUGGGGUCUGAUUGAAGAACUGAAUCAUUUCAAGCUCAAUUAUGGCAACCCCCCAAUGUUCAUUUAUGAAAAUGGUCAAAGGACAGCAAGCAAUGCAUCAUUACAAGAUGUGUCAAGAGUGAAAUACUUGCAAGGAUAUAUUGGUGCCACACUUCAUUCCUUGAGAAAUGGGUCAAAUUUAAAGGGGUAUAUUGCAUGGUCUUUCAUUGAUUUAUUUGAGUUACUGGAUGGAUAUGAAUCAAGCUUUGGUCUAUACUAUGUUGAUCGAAACGAUCCAGAGUUGAAGAGAUACCCAAAACUCUCUGCAAAAUGGUAUAGUUGGUUCUUGAAAGGUAGAAGCUUUGCAGUUGAAGCUAUUGAACUUGAGAAGGAUCCAUCACACAUUUCUAUUGACCACUUCUUUGAUUAGAUUUUGCACUAGAUCUUCAUUGCAUAAGGUUGUAUCUAGCUAUGCUUCAAAUAAAAUAUUCAGAGGAAGUAGUUGUAUAUAGAAGUAGAUGGAAGUUAACCAGCAGAAUGUCACAUGUAUAAGAAAAAGUGUAUCAAAGUUCCAAUCUCUUGUUUAAUUCUCAUUAGGAUAAAUUAAAAAUAAUUCACACCUAGUCUUUAUUGCAAAAA